AUGGGCGCGGCACGGACACAAUAUAGUACUUGCCUCACGCCCUUCGUUCACUUUAUACCCGCAUCAGCCGGCCGGCACCCAUCGCUACCCCACAAUAGACACCGAGGAGGUUUCACGAUGGGCACCAGCCUGUUUAUCUUCAUCACUACAUCUCUAGCCCUGUGUCACGGGUUAAAUAUCCUCGACAGCUGUUUGGACGAGCCGACCGGCUGUCCCGUUAACGCCGUGUGUAAGAAGUUUGGCUGCCGUAACGAAGUGUGUAUCUGUAACGUGGGGUACAAACCCAGCCCGGGGGGCGAUCAGUGUCUCAGAGUCAGAAAUCUCGGAGACCCCUGCGGUGACGUCGACAGCGUCUGUGCUGCCGGCUCCUGCGUCAGCAACACCUGUACUUGUGACAUUGGAACGUACGCCUCCGUCAGCGGGACCCGCUGCAAGCCGGAACCCCUGGCCGGGAGACUCUACUCUGUUUUGGGUGAAACCUGCAACGGCGUGGACAUUGUCUGCCUCGACGCUUUGUUCCAGGAAUGUGGCGCUCAACAGCAGUGUGUGUGUCGUGCGGGGAACAAGGUCACCACUUACGACAUCCUCGCUGCGCUGCCCUCCGCAGGGGAAUGUGUUCCUGACAACCUAGAAAUAGGAAUAAGCAUCGACGACGCCAACUGUGCGGAAACACCACAAAGAGCGAAUGUUUUGGUGGGCGACACGUGCUUGUUGGACACCGAGUGUACAGGCAAUGCAACGUGUGAAACGGUUGGUUGUGGGAAGAAAUGCACGUGUCCCCCAAACACGUCCGCAACGUUAGACAAGACAGCGUGUAAGGAUGUACGUUAUUUGGGAGACGACUGCGACUCUGGAGCCACGGUGUGCGCCACCCUUCACAGCAUCUGCUACAACAACAAGUGCGCCUGCGAAGGCGGGUACGAGGACACUGGGACGGGGCUUUGUAGGGAGGAGUCCAUGGCCCCCGGCUGUACCUAUACGCCACUAUCAACGAGACCUGUGGGGGCAUCACGGAGUGCGAGGGGAGACUGGUUUGUAGUACGGAGAGCAAGUGUGAGUGCAAGACCAACUACAGAGAAGCCAGCACGGACGAGCGUCUGCAGUACAGUCUCAAUACUUACUGCAUCCACAGUUCAUUUCAAGUCAGUUUUACCGACGAAGAGUUCGAUGAUAUAUGUGUACAGAAGCCGCUGGCACCAUCAAGUUCUGUGGCUCCAUCCACUUCUGCAGUACCAUCUAGUUCUGGACUGCCGUCCAGUUCUGUAG
Messenger RNA from Haliotis rubra (blacklip abalone), 1266 nucleotides. RefSeq names its product fibrillin-1-like. The record is from RefSeq and is a predicted model, not a curated record. Bases 1 to 1266 code for a protein of 421 amino acids. NCBI's taxonomy places the organism in Eukaryota, Metazoa, Mollusca, Gastropoda, Lepetellida, Haliotidae. The transcript has 8 exons.